AAUGUGAACCCAAUGAGCAAUGCAAUGAACCAGGUUACCUCGACAAAUCGUGCCAAUGUAUAUGUCCAAAGGGAGUGGAUUGUACUCAAGUGGAACAAGCAGUAAAUGGCGGAAAGGGGACUGGUUCAGAAAAAUGUGAACCCAAUGAGCAAUGCAAUGAACCAGGUUACCUCGACAAAUCGUGCCAAUGUAUAUGUCCAAAGGGAGUGGAUUGUACUAAAGUGGAACAAGCAGUGGGUGGUGGAAAGGGGACUGGUUCAGAAUGCAAAAACAAGUACUCAGACAAGGAGUGCAAACUAUGGGCGGCCAAUGGAGACUGCAAAAGAAACAAACAGUGGAUGGAGAAAAAUUGUAACAAAAGUUGUGGAUGUGGUGGCACUGGGGAGCCUGAAUGCAGUGACGCGUAUUCAGAUAAGGAAUGCAGCGAAUGGGCUGCAGGUGGAAAAUGCUCCUCUGAAUGGAUGGGAAAAUUUUGUAAAAAGACGUGUGGAAUCUGUGGACCUGCUGUUUGCAAGAAUUUCUGGAGCAGGGAAUCUGACUGUGCAGCAUGGUCUAAACGUGGCGACUGCAACACGAAUCCAAGUUGGAUGAAAAAAAACUGUGCCAAGUCUUGUGCAUCUUGCUAGUAUCCCAGAGUUCCAGAAGAGACUGUAUUGCCUGUCAUUGUUGUUUUUAACUGGCUAAGCCAGGCAAACCAUUCCAUGCUU
Biomphalaria glabrata is the source of this 707-nucleotide messenger RNA. RefSeq lists its product as uncharacterized. NCBI's taxonomy places the organism in Eukaryota, Metazoa, Mollusca, Gastropoda, Planorbidae. Bases 106 to 591 code for a protein of 161 amino acids. The record is from RefSeq and is a predicted model, not a curated record. The transcript is spliced from 5 exons.